CUCUCUUGCUCUCUCUCUCUUUCUCACUCACUUGCUCAUGUCUCUGUCGCUAAGGCAACCAAUGCUUUUUCCCACUCCCUCUCCCUAUCUCCCCCUCUCGGAGUCUCUUUCCCUCACUCCCCUGCUUCAGCCGUGAGAGGUAGGCAUGUCAACUGAUCUGUGUGGAGAGAGUGUGAGUGUGUAUGUGUCUGCAUGUCUGAGUGUGUCUGGUUUUGAUAUGUUCAGGUAUGUUUGUGUUGACUGUCUGAAGGUUUUGUGACUGCAGGUUUAAUGCAUGAAAUGCGGAGCCCCAUGCGUGCAUGCGGAGCAUGCUGUGCACAGGUGUGUGUUAAAGAGUACUUGCGUAUGUAUCUGUGAUGGGGGAAGUGUGGGGGAUAAUUUGAUAUGUAAUCGAGGGUGAAUUUCAGUUUUAUUGUGCUACUCUUCAGAGUGUGUGUUAUGAUGUGUGUGUUUGAUGUUGAAUAAGCAUGUACGCGUGGGUGGGUGGGUGUGUGUGUGUGUGUGUGUCUAAGUGCUGGAGAUGACGGGGUACUCUUCACAAGCAUCUGCUCAGUGUCUCGCCGCCGCUGGGAGAGUAGAGUGAAUCCCCCCUUUCCCUGUUUUUCUUUUCUCUUCUUUUCUCUCUCUGUCUUCCAAGAGAUGAUUGGUGGAGCAAAGGCUCACUGAAAAGACUGAAGCGAUGGAGCGAUGCUCCAUCCCUACUGCCACCUCUCUCUACUGCCUCCUGCUGGUGGCUCUGGUGACAUGCCCCACCCGGUGUGACCCCAAUGAGCAGAACUGGGAGGAGCUAAAUGAGAUGCAGGUAGAGGCGCUUUCUGCCCAGCUGUCCGUCACAGCCCAGGCCACACCCACUCCUCUCUGGGCAGUGGACUGGGGCCCAACUCAGACCCUCGAGGAUGAGACACAACACUUCCUGCCCAGCCAGGAAGGGGACCACUGGCAGGCGUCGACAGAUGAGACCUUGCCACAUCACAAGAACACGCUCACCACCCACACACAACAGCAACUUCCGUCCCUAGAGGCAAAGGAUGUGGUGACUGGCAAAGACAGCAAGACGGAGGCCGAAGAGGAGUUUGAAGAAGUGGAUCCUCAGUUCUAUGUCACAGUGACCAUCUCAUCUGUGCUGAUUCUCGCAGCUGUCAUCAUAACUGCCAAACUCUGUUACGACCGCAGCUGUUCCCGGCACCCACCCCCGCUCUCCCUCGGCGGGGCUCCCCCCCUAUCGCUCGCCAUCCCUCGCUCCCUCGCUCAGGAGGACAGUAGGCAGACGCUGCACAGCACCCCCUCCUUCAGCGACAGGGAGAGGAUUCCUGUGGUCAAUCUCUAAGGACGACUGUUUCCCAAUUUGAUAAGCAUUUAUACUGGGCACUGAAAAUAUGCCAUGGUUUGAGAGUGUGUAUAUAUACAUAUAUAUUUUGGACAAUGAAAGCAGUAGUCUAGGUGUUCCUCAGCCAUUGAGAAAGCUCCUCCAGCUCAGAUAUGUAGAUCACACACACAGCUGCUGCUGCUCCUGCAGCUGGCUCUUCUCCUCCACCGUGACACAGAGUGUAUUUCAUGUUUUGGCAGCACUUGGCUCCCUGUGUCCUUGUUGAUGUUGAUGAACGUAGCGAUUCCCCAAAAAGCUGUUCCACAUGCAGUGCAGUAUGUCAUAGUGUCGGCUAAAGAGAUCAUUUUAUGGAGACCUCCAUCAAAUCCUUUACUUGAUGAAGUCUGUGCUAAUGACAUUUUGGCUGUUAAAGUUCCUGAACUAUUGAUUGAACUCAAGCACUAAACUGCAGUACAGUCAGUGGCUGGAGUGCUUAAUUUGUAUUUAAUUAAAAAGAAUUGACUCGAGUCUGUUCUCAUAAAAUAAUGGUACUUAACAUCUUAAGGUGUUGAUGAUCAUAGAAAUUGUGGGUGUUGAAGCACACAAAUUAGCAUUUUAACAAGCUUCAUUAAAAAGUGUGCAGUACAGAUACAAGUACAGCGCCAAUGUUUUCUAUGAUAUACAAUUGCCUUCGAGACUGUUCCGUUUCUUAUCUCUAUCUCUUGACCAUGGCAUUCUGCACUGGUACUGCCUCAUUAGCUAGUGCUACAAAAUGUUCUAGAAAGAACCCCCAACACCAAGUGCUCAUAGUGUGUUCAUUUUAGCUCACUACUUUUUGAGAAGAGGAGGAAAGAAGGAAGAGGCUUAACCCCACUCAGCUGAAGGGUUAAAAUGAUCAGAGUUUCCCCCAAGACCUGGAGGUGUGUGUCGGUGUGUGUGUGUGUGUGUGGGGGGGGGGGUUAUCUUUCAAAGCUGAGUGAACAGAGUUAGCCUGAUGGACCUGUGCCAACAUGUUUAACAUAAUCCCUGAAGUAGCCAUCCCUGUAUUUAAGGUAAAAUUCUAUUCUCGCUCACACAGGUUGGGUCGGGUCAGAAAUUGAAAAUGUCCAUAAAACUUUGCAGUAUGCACUUUUGAAUGUUAUGCCAACCUAAAAUGGUGAAAUGGAUAGAAAAUGUUUUCCUGCUUCGAAACUGCAGAGGGUUGUUGAGGUGUUUGACAAUGUUCAGCAUCAGGCUAACUUCCGCUAACUUUGGGGGGGUUUCACUACAGUGACUGUCUGACUUCAUGUGCGGUGACAUCGUAUGUAGUUUGUUCGGUACAGUAUUAUGUCAUCUGAGUCACAUUGCUGUGAAUCUAUCGACCACGUUACACGUGAAGCUCAAUAAACAGCAAACACUCUUUGUGA
Messenger RNA from Clupea harengus (Atlantic herring), 2712 nucleotides. RefSeq names its product PILR alpha associated neural protein (gene pianp). The coding region runs from base 680 to 1327 and encodes 215 amino acids. Gene Ontology annotation, cellular component: membrane. Lineage: Eukaryota; Metazoa; Chordata; Actinopteri; Clupeiformes; Clupeidae. Gene Ontology annotation, biological process: regulation of immune response. The record is from RefSeq and is a predicted model, not a curated record. The transcript has 5 exons.